AUGUCAUCAUCGAGGCUUGGUUCAUCAUCGGGAAAUCUAGAUUCAUCUAGUUUACGCCCAUACUAUGACCAUGAUACGUUUGAUGCUGGAUAUUCAGUAAUAUUUAAAAAGGGAAUAGGAUUAUUUGAUCCGAAAACUAAUCAACCUGUAACUGUUCAUUUAUCGUCGAAUACGGUAGAUAAUGCGGUUAACAUGAGUAGUAAUGGUAGAGGAGUACUACAACUGGGGGUGUUGCAGAGAGCGUUUGGUCGACAAACGGGCGGCAUUGGUAUCAAUGGCAUAGGUGUGAGAGAAGGCGCUAUUCAUGGAGGAAGCGGCGGUGGUGGUGACAAAAAUAUCAUUUAUGACUUGGAGUUCAAUGAGUAUUUUGAUAUCAAUAACCUCUACGAAUUAAUGAAAAACUUGGUAUGGAACUUUAUCAAGAGCUAUGUGAAGGUUUUGCUUGCUCAACCUUUGGAAAUUACCCGAUUGGUUUUGCAAGUUGGCAAAUUUAACCUUGAUGACGGCAAGAAGAAAGAUGAAGAUACUAAAGAAAAGAGGUUAUUGGAAAGGAAUAACAAUGUUUCAACUGUUUCUAUAUCAAAAAGAGAGGAGAAUGUCUUGAAUUUAUCGUCAAAAGUUAAUUUUAUCGAGGACGAUGAGCCAAUUGACUAUUUCCAACCACAAAAUGAUCAGCAAGUAUGGUCUAAUCCACAAUCGAUUUAUGAUCCCUUAACAUUGACACCACAACCACAAUCACAACCACAAUCACAAUCCUCACUGUCGUCUAUUGUUGUUUCACAACCCGACAACCAGCCUGUGCCACCACCUUUGAAACGGCUUAGUACAAAAAAAAGACUCAAAGUUUCCAAAAUACAGCCAAAAUCAUUACAUACGAUUGAUAUUAUUUCGGAGAUAACCCAAAAGGAUUCAUUUUUGGCGUUAUUUAGGGGUGCAAACUCCUCUUUUAUCUAUGUAACUUUAUCACAUACAAUUGAGGCAUGGAUAACAGGAUUUUUAUCGCCAUUCUUGGGUAUACCAGAUCCAUUUUUUCUCGACUUGACACAUUCAAACGAUCCGUUUAGAUCGUUGUGGUUAUCUGUUGGUGCAUGUGUAUUAACUGGAUUAGUAUUAAUGCCUUUAGAUUUGAUAAGAAUCAAAUUCAUGAUUACUCAGCCUAAUCAUGGGUUACCUUUUAAUAACAAUAUUAAGAGUGGAGAGGUUAGUACUUUGAACAGCAGCUUGCAUGGGGGUAAAAAGGAUGACUUGGUUGAACAAGCAGCAGAGGAGAUUUUACAAAACACAAGGUCGAUAAGGGAAUCUAUACGAUAUUUUCCUACAUACUAUUUAACUCAUCCAUCAACACCUAUUGUAUUGUUGACCACAUUUUAUCAGUUCAGCACAAGUAUAUUCCGUAGAGCAGCACCAUAUUUACUAUUUAUAAAGUUUAAUAUCGAUGCAUAUUCAUCCCCAGCGGUUUAUACGUUUAUUAAUCUUGUGUCGCUAAUAUGUGAGUUUUUCAUCAAAUUGCCAGUUGAGAACUUGUUAAGAAAAGAACAAGUAUCCUUCUUACUCAAGCCAAAGAAACAUGAUUUAAGGAAAGUCAUAACUAUUGUUAAACCUGAGGAGAAUUUGAUUGUUGAAUUUAACGGGUUUUCCUUGAGUUCCCAAGAGAAUAGAAUGGGGUGGAUACAGAGAAUUAAAUUGUUAGGGUUAUUCAAUGGUUGGAGAGUAGGAUUGAUGAAUGUAGUUGGAUUCUGGGGUUACAAUAUAAUAAAGCACAAUAGCUAUGAAUUUAAAGAGGAGAGAUUAUAA
Messenger RNA from Lodderomyces oxycetoniae, 1794 nucleotides. RefSeq lists its product as uncharacterized. The coding region runs from base 1 to 1794 and encodes 597 amino acids. The record is from RefSeq and is a predicted model, not a curated record. The transcript has a single exon. Lineage: Eukaryota; Fungi; Ascomycota; Pichiomycetes; Serinales; Debaryomycetaceae.